CCGCCGCAGCAAGGGGGCGGGCCGAACGCCGGGCUCCAUGUGGGCGCCGGCGCGGAGAGUGUGCAGCGCGGAGUCGCAAUGGCGGAGAUGCAGCAGCUGCGGGUACAGGAGGCAGUGGACUCCAUGGUGAAGAGUCUGGAGAGAGAGAAUAUCAGGAAGAUGCAGGGCCUCAUGUUCCGGUGCAGUGCCAGCUGUUGUGAGGACAGCCAGGCGUCCAUGCAGCAGGUGCACCAGUGCAUUGAACGCUGCCAUGCGCCUCUGGCUCAAGCCCAGGCCCUGGUGACCAGUGAGCUGGAGAAGUUCCAGGACCGCCUUGCCCGAUGCACCAUGCAUUGCAAUGACAAAGCCAAAGAUUCAAUAGAUGCAGGAAGUAAAGAGCUUCAGGUGAAGCGGCAGCUGGAGAGUUGUGUGACCAAGUGUGUGGAUGACCACAUGCACCUCAUCCCGACCAUGACCAAGAAGAUGAAGGAGUCUCUCUUGUCCAUUGGGAAAUAGAGGUCUUCACAAUUGGCCAUCAGAGCUCAUGGCAGGAAUCCAUUUGAGAAGAAAUGGGAGUUUGGGUCUUUUAAAUGAAGUUUAUGAAGAAAUUAACAAUGGCAGCAAGUUUGAGGCCCAUGUCACUUGCCUCUGGACACUGGUUCCUUUAUGUUUCGAACCUAAAAAAGUGAAAUGGAAAAAACUGGUGCUAAAAUUUGAAAAAAACUGGUCAGAGAUGGCACAGGAGAGUUUUUGAUAGCCUAAAUUUCACAUGCUUGUCCUGGCACUAGGGAUCUCCCUUGAACCAAGCCAGAGCUGACCUCCAAGAUACCAGAUUCUUCUCAGUACACAGGUAACAACAGGCUGGCAGAUUCCUAAUCUGCCUAUGAUCUGGUGGUGUGAGCAAAGAUGUUUCUGUUUGUUGCCAACUUCCUAUUUACCAGAAGGAUCACCAAAUCAUUUUUCUAUAAGCUGUAAAACAAAAUCCACAAUGUCACUAAUUUAGAAGGGAGAAAAGGUUUCUGGGUCUUUGUUUUGCUUGGUUUUAUUUUAUAUAUAAGGGCAUGAAGUUGAUUUAAGAUGUGGAGUUGGGAGGGGUAGUUGAGUUAAGAACUUGGAACAGUUCUUGUGGAUAUCUGUUUCUGGCCAUCAAGAUAUGGAUAUGCUUUUCUUGAAAUAUCCAUUACAUCUUCCAGCUAGGUAGGAGACCCUGUAAAAACAUGACAGGCGAUGUUACACUGGGUAUGGGAAGCAGAUCUUCCCUCUCACUGGCUGCUGUGAUGGGCCCUGAGGCUGUCUGCUAGAGUACAACAGGACAAUCUCGCAGUGACACUCUUCCUUGAAAGGGGGUUUUGAUUGCACUAUAUACAAGUAUCCAGGAAUGAACACUGAAGGAGGAACUGUUGUCUUCUUAAUUUCAAGUUAUUAGAUACUGGAUUUGGAAAAACCUGGUUUUUAUAGAACAGAAUGGAAUGAAAGCCUAAACUCAGUAUUGCUUAUUUUGCCCCCUCAAAUAAUAUGGCCAUAUUGGGACAAUCCCUUGGCAACCAGAAGGUCAAAGCAGAACAAGUAGGUGAAUCGGGUGAGCUGUGAUUCCUUUAAAGGAAAAGAGGGAAAGCCCCCCUCCAUUACCAAACACCACUUUUGCCUAGGGCCUUUGCAGCAAGCAGUGUUCUGCCCCAGCUCUAGCACCUUUUCAUUUUGAUAAGGACCUUAUUGUCUUUUUACCAACUUAUUACUUGAAAUGAUAAUAUAGCCUGUGUUUGGUGUUUCAAGGCUGUGAUAUAUUUUCCUAGUGGUUCAGUUUUAAAAAAUAAAUAAGGUUUAGUUUUUCCUCCACUA
Molecule: messenger RNA, 1818 nt
Organism: Lontra canadensis (Northern American river otter)
Lineage: Eukaryota; Metazoa; Chordata; Mammalia; Carnivora; Mustelidae
Gene: TIMCC
Product: family with sequence similarity 136 member A
Exons: 3
Coding region: 79-495 (138 amino acids)
Cellular component (GO): cytoplasm
Source: RefSeq, a predicted model, not a curated record